AGGGAAAAAAAAGAAGAAAAAAAGUUAAAAUAUUUGAGAACUGAAGCUACCUAUAAAGCUUAAAACCCCAAACACAAUUUAUCUCUCUGAUCUGAACCUCAACACUGAAAGCAGAAGGAAAAAAGGGGCUUAGGGUUUUGGGAAGCGAUAAUGGAUUUGACAGCGGAGAAGAAGGAGUCUGAGAACAACAACAACAAUAACCCCGAAAGUACUCAUCAAACGUUGGAUUCUUCUUCUCAAUUGGCAGCUGAUGCUAACAGCAACAGCAAAGAAGCCGAAGAACGACAAGCCCGUGACCUUAAAGCUGGUCUUCACCCCCUGAAGCACAAAUUUGUAUUUUGGUACACACGUCGAACGCCCGGAGUUCGAAAUCAAACAUCGUACGAAGACAACAUAAAGAAAAUUGUUGAUUUCAGUACGGUUGAAGGAUUUUGGGUCUGCUAUUGCCAUCUUGCUCGUCCUUCUUCUUUGCCUAGUCCAACAGAUUUGCACCUUUUCAAGGAAGGAAUUCGUCCCUUAUGGGAGGACUCUGCUAACUGCAAUGGUGGUAAAUGGAUUAUACGAUUCAAAAAGGUUGUCUCAGGUCGUUUUUGGGAAGACCUGGUUCUUGCCUUAGUGGGUGACCAAUUGGAUUAUGGGGAUAACAUAUGUGGUGCUGUACUGAGCAUUCGUUUCAAUGAGGAUAUAUUGAGUGUGUGGAAUCGCAAUGCUUCUGAUCAUCAGGCUGUAAUGGCUCUGAGAGAUUCAAUUAAACGUCACUUAAAGCUUCCUCACAGCUAUGUUAUGGAGUACAAGCCCCAUGAUGCCUCUCUGCGAGACAAUUCAUCUUAUAGGAACACUUGGUUGAGAGGCUAAAGAAGAUACAACCGUGUUCUUGCCGAAGUCCCUGCUGUCGAAGCUAUAUUGUAUACUGACACAGCUUUCACUCGGCCAAACUAAUCAUUGGCUACAUUCUAAUGAUGGUGCUGAGUUUUCCAGGACUGGUUUCUGUCUUUUGAAUUCAAUGUGCUACAACUACAUUUUGACUGCUUUAUGUAGUUCCAUUUGGUUACUUGGGUUUCUCUCUAAUUUCAUGUAAUGUGUUACUUCAUUGUUGUAAAUAAAGUUUCUCGUGUUGUUGCCUUAUAACCUCGCUGAAGGAGAGAAGCAUUUCCUUUUAUUUUCAUCCAAAUCAUGGAUGAUAGGUACUUCAGUAGUGCAUUUUGACACAAAGACACAAUCCUUUAAACUGAAGAAAUUUUAUUUAUUAGGGUCUACUUGUGUCUCCACUUGAACACUGUUGUGAUAAGGUCUCAAUCUGGGGGGUUUUAAGCAUAAUGGUUAAUACAAAUGUUAUAAAAUGAGAUUAGUUAGCGAUCCAUCGC
Messenger RNA from Abrus precatorius (Indian licorice), 1364 nucleotides. Its product is annotated as eukaryotic translation initiation factor NCBP. The record is from RefSeq and is a predicted model, not a curated record. Gene Ontology annotation, biological process: translational initiation. Gene Ontology annotation, molecular function: translation initiation factor activity; RNA 7-methylguanosine cap binding. The transcript has 6 exons. Lineage: Eukaryota; Viridiplantae; Streptophyta; Magnoliopsida; Fabales; Fabaceae. Gene Ontology annotation, cellular component: eukaryotic translation initiation factor 4F complex; cytoplasm. The coding region runs from base 151 to 855 and encodes 234 amino acids.